Messenger RNA from Alexandromys fortis (reed vole), 1593 nucleotides. RefSeq names its product aldo-keto reductase family 1 member B7. Gene Ontology annotation, molecular function: aldose reductase (NADPH) activity. Gene Ontology annotation, cellular component: mitochondrion; cytosol. NCBI's taxonomy places the organism in Eukaryota, Metazoa, Chordata, Mammalia, Rodentia, Cricetidae. The transcript is spliced from 10 exons. The coding region runs from base 51 to 1001 and encodes 316 amino acids. The record is from RefSeq and is a predicted model, not a curated record.
UACAGAAGAAGCAGGCAUUCAUCUGCUCUCAGAAAGUCUCUGCAGCAACUAUGGCCACCUUCGUGGAGCUCAGUACCAAAGCCAAGAUGCCCAUCGUGGGCCUGGGCACCUGGAAGUCUCCACCAGGCAAAGUCAAGGAAGCUGUGAAGGCCGCCAUUGAUGCUGGGUAUCGCCACAUUGACUGCGCCUAUGCCUAUCAGAAUGAGAAUGAAGUGGGGGAAGCCAUCCAGGAGAAGAUCAAGGAGAAGGCCGUGAAGCGGGAGGACCUCUUCAUUGUCAGCAAGCUGUGGCCCACCUUCUUCGAGAAAAGCCUGGUGAAGAAAUGCUUUCAGAAAACCCUCUCGGAUCUGAAACUGGACUACCUGGACCUGUAUCUAGUUCACUGGCCACAGGGAUUCCAGGCUGGGAAUGAGAUUUUCCCCACAGAUAAAAAUGGCAAACUUCUCAUGAGUAAAUCCACAUUCUUGGAUGCCUGGGAGGGCAUGGAGGAACUGGUGGACCAGGGGCUGGUGAAAGCUCUGGGCAUCUCCAACUUCAACCACUUGCAGAUUGAGAGACUCCUGAACAAGCCUGGACUGAAAUAUAAGCCAGUGACCAAUCAGAUUGAGUGCCACCCAUAUCUCACCCAGGAGAAACUGAUCCAGUACUGUCACUCCAAGGGCAUUAGCAUCACAGCUUACAGUCCCCUGGGCUCACCAGACAGACCUCAUGCCAAGCCAGAUGACCCUGUAGUACUGGAGAUUCCCGAGAUUAAGGAGAUUGCUGCAAAGCACAAGAAAACUGCAGCCCAGGUUCUGAUUCGGUUCCAUAUCCAAAGGAAUGUGGUGGUGAUCCCCAAGUCUGUGACACCGUCCCGCAUACGUGAGAACUUUCAGGUCUUUGACUUCCAGCUGAGUGAUGAGGAGAUGGCCACCAUUCUCAGCUUCAACAGAAACUGGAGGGCCUGUGGUGUGUUUGCCGCAAUUAACGAAGAGGACUAUCCUUUCCAUGAGGAAUACUGACGCUGAUUCACUUGAUGAGACUGCCUGGUGAAUCCCAUCUUCAUGGUGUGAAAGUCACUCCUGACGCCUGUCUUAGCCAAAGUGUGUCUAACGUCACCCGGGUCAGGCAAUGCUGAAUUCAGUCCAGGAGCAGACUGUCACAGGAAAACAAAGGACAAUGGUUUUCAUUAGUGUGUUCUGACCAAAUGUUUGUUAAAUACCAGGAAUUCUGGUAACACUGAGAAUACAAAGACAAAACAAUAAAAAGUAAAUAAUAGUAAGGCUUGUAGUGUGCUGUGGGACAAUGGUCUUUUAUCCUGUCACUUGUAUUAUUUUUAAUAAAACACUGAUUGGCCAGUAGCCAGGCAGGAAGUAUAGGCAGGGUGAUGAUGACCAGGCAGGAAGUAGAGGAGGGGCAAUGAGAACAGGAGAAUUCUGGGAAGAGGAAAGCUCAGCCUGCAGUCAUGACCCAGAUGCAGAAAAAGCCAAAUGUGACUGCCUCACCGAGUAAGGUACCAAGCCAUGUGGCUAGCACAGACAAGAAUAGUGGGCUAAUAAGUUAUAAGAGUUAAUAAGAAGUCUGAGCUACUAGGCCAAUCAGUUUUAUAAUUGA